CAGCCGCCAUCCGCGCAGUUCACGCGUCAUCCAGCCGCGGGCAAUGACAGUAGUCAACUGAAGUGGGAAUACAGCAGAAAACGCAAAAAUGACGGUGGACUUUGAAGAAUGUAUUAAAGAUUCCCCCAGAUUCAGAGCCGGUAUUGAUGAUGUGGAGACGGAUGUGGUCGAAAUUGAGGCAAAGCUUGACAAGCUGGUUAAGCUGUGCAGCGGGAUGAUCGAGGCCGGCAGAGCCUACGUCAGCGCCAACAAGCUCUUUGUGAAUGGGGUCAAAGAUCUCUCCCAACAGUGUAAGAAAGAGGAGAUGAUAUCGGAAUGCCUGGAAAAGUGUGGAGAAAGGCUGCAGGAGAUCGUCAACUACCACAUGAUUUUGUUUGACCAAGCUCAGAGAUCCAUCAAACAGCAACUCCACACCUUCAUUAAAGAAGACAUACGUAAGUUCAAGGACACCAAGAAGCAGUUUGACCGAGUGCGGGAAGACAUGGAGCUGGCGCAGGUGAAGAACGCACAGGCACCCAGGAACAAAGUGCACGAGGCGGAGGAGGCCACUCAGGCCCUCAUCCUCAGCCGCAAAGCCUUCAGACACCUGGCCCUCGACUAUGUGCUGCAGAUUAAUGUGCUUCAGGCCAAGAAGAAGUUUGAAAUCCUGGAUGCGAUGCUGUCCUUCAUGAGAGCUCAGUACACUUUGUUUCAACAAGGUUUCAACAUCUUGGAUGAGAUCGAUCCUUAUAUGAAAAAACUGGCUGCACAGUUGGACCAGCUCGUCAUCGAUUCUGCCAUGGAGAAGAGAGAGCUGGAGCACAAACACGCAAUCAUCCAGCAGAGGACUUUGAUGCAGGACUUUUCCUAUGAUGAUCCCAAGCUUGAAUUCAACGUGGACGCGCCCAACGGGGUCGUCAUGGAGGGCUACCUGUUCAAGAGGGCCAGCAAUGCUUUCAAAACAUGGAACAGGCGAUGGUUUUCCAUCCAAAGCAGCCAGCUGGUCUACCAAAAGAAACUCAAGGAUUCUUUGACCGUGGUGGUCGAGGAUCUCCGGCUGUGCUCUGUCAAACCAUGUGAGGAUAAUGAGAGAAGAUUCUGCUUUGAGGUGGUUUCACCCACCAAAAGCUGCAUGCUGCAGGCUGAGUCGGAGAAGCUGCGACAGGCUUGGAUCCAGGCGGUCCAGGCAAGCAUCGCCUCCGCUUACAAAGACAUCGCAGACAACUAUUAUAUAGAGCGCUUGGACCGGACCGCCUCGCCCUCCACCAGCAGCAUCGACUCUGCAAGCGAGCCGCGGGAGCGCGGGGAGAGGGCCGACAAGGGACUGCGGGGAGGUGGGGAGAGUCUCCUCCAGCGGGUUCAGAGCCUUCCAGGCAAUGAGCUGUGCAGCGACUGCGGCCAAGCGGCUCCGUGCUGGGCCUCCAUCAACCUGGGGGUGCUGCUGUGCAUCGAGUGCUCGGGGAUCCACAGGAGUUUGGGGGUUCAUUUCUCUAAAGUGCGUUCACUGACAUUAGACUCGUGGGAGCCCGAGUUGCUUAAGCUGAUGUGUGAGUUGGGGAACACUGUGAUCAAUCAGAUUUAUGAGGGAACCUGUGAUGCAUUAGGCUUGAAAAAGCCUGGACCUUCAAGCUCGAGGCAGGAAAAAGAGGCCUGGAUUAAAGCUAAAUACGUGGAAAAACGCUUCCUGAAGAAGCUGAGUGGCAGUGAGGCUCUGGUGGAGGGCGAGAGGAAGUCCCGCCCCUGGACAGUGAAGAAGUGCCACCGACACAACAGCUCCGUUCGGGCUCCACACAAGGCCCGCAGGAAAUACCACCGUUAUGAGCCGGGCGGAGCAGCGCCGGCAAACCUCUCAGCAGCAGCCGCAGCAAAGUUUCGACGGGACUCCCUGUUUUGUCCAGAUGAGCUGGAUUCGCUCUUCUCCUACUUUGACACUGGCUCUGGUCCUCGCAGCCCCGCAGGUCUGAGCAGCGACAGCGGCCUGGGAGGAAGCACAGACGGCAGCACAGACAUCCUGGUGUUUGGCUCGGUGGUGGACAGUGUAACAGAAGAAGACGAGGAAUCCGAAGAGUCUUCCAGUGGCGAGGUUGAGAUUGAACAGGAAAUUUCCUCAGACCCUGAAGACCCAAGAGAGCUUCACCCCGGGGCGCUGCUCCACCGCUCAGCCCGUCUCCACAACUUACCACUCAUGGCGGAAGCACUGGCACACGGAGCUGACGUGCACGCCGCCACUGAGGAGGAGGGCAAAACGCCACUCAUCCAGGCUGUGAUCGGGGGCUCUUUGAUAGCGUGCGAGUUCUUACUACAGAAUGGAGCCGACGUGAACCAGAGAGACAUGAGAGGCAGAGGACCGUUGCACCAUGCUACCUACCUGGGCCACACCGGUCAGGUGUGUCUGUUCCUGAAGAGAGGAGCGUCGCAGACGGAGGUGGAUGAACAGGGUCACGAUCCUCUCAGCAUUGCUGUUCAGGCUGCCAACGCAGACAUCGUCACCCUGUUGCGUCUGGCACGAAUGAACGAGGAGAUGCGGGAGGCGGAGCCUCUGCUGGGUCAGCCAGGUCAAUACCCCAGCAGCAGCCCCACUGAGCAGCAGUACAGAAAGUGCAUCCAGGAGUUCAUCUGCCUCACCAUAGAUGAAAGCUAGUGGUCCUCCCAGACCGGCGUCUGUGCAGAAGUUGCCACUAGACACUGAUCUAAACUGUGCUGCUUCCGUAGAUCUGGGCUUACAGGCAACUUCUCGUGAGACUGUGAGGUGCCGCCUGUCAUAGGGAGACCCCUGAUGGAACUACCAUACAGUUAUCACCACCUCCACUUCCUGCGUCCCUCCUCUGCCUCUGCUUCUUCUUACUUGGCACCACUUGUGCUUUUACACAUAAUAAUAUAACAUCUGCUUUUGGGUGUUUUUGCUAACAGGGUCAUUCUCUUAACAUAACUUGGUGUAAUCUAAUGGAAGGGGGAAACCUCUGAAUUUUGCUGCAUUAACCUUCUACACUGUAUAUCUAUCUAUCUAUCUAUCCUGACCAUCUGUGAUACUUUUACCCAUCUCUUCUCAACCACAGAUGUAAAUAUGCAUACUUAGAAGACGUAGAUGCUGUAUACUGUGGCAUGUGGUGACAUAAAGGUACGUGUUUCAUUACUAGAAAGAAAAAAUGUAACCGCCAAGCUUACAGUGGAGGUGGCGGGGGACGUUACUGUGACAAAAAAAAAAAAUACUGAGGAGCAGGUCGUCCUGCUUGGUCGGAUACUCUGUGACGUGAUGAGAGCAGACGAGUGCAUGUGUCAGAGAGUACAGAGAGAGACUUUAACCAUGGGAAAUGAUCCAUCAUGUAAAAGAAAAAAGAAACUGCACUUUCCUCAUAUACAGUGUUAUAAUUGUGUUCAUUUUCAGGUAGUUUAUUCAAUGUUCUUGUCUAGUUAUUUACUGUUUCUUAUUUUAUUUAUCAAUCCAGAGGACCAGUGCAAUGCGUUUUUGGAUGCAGUUUUAAAUGUGCAUAUAUAUAAAUGUUCAUGAUUGUCAUUUAGUACAAAUCCAUGACUUGGAACGUAGAGGAGAAGGUUUUUUUUUUUUAGUUGGCAUAAUGUUUUCUAGUGGAAAUGAAUGGAGUUUCUCUAUGGAAUGGCCUUAGAAUGCUCAGAGUACACGUUUUGGCAACCCACCGCUUUUAGCUGUUUUAAUUCAAAGGUCUACUCAAGUUACUAGAAAAAAGCACUACAAUGCAAAGAAGGUGUGUUGAGAGCUGGACUUAACCUUUUCCUUUCAUCCCUGUGGUCGCAGAUCUGAUUAAAGACCCACUCCGAUCAUCUUUAGAUGUACUUUCAAAGGAUUCUCAAUGUUUUUUAUUAUGAUUAUGCUGUUUUCAGCCAAAAUUAAAAAAAAAUUAAGUCAUUUUCUAGGACAUAGUUUCUGCAGAGCGGAAGGAAUGGACUAUGCACGUACUUUAGGUGCAUCCAAGGCUAAAUGUUGUUACUGUUUCCAGGUUUUUAAUGUUAAAGUCCCGUUAGCUGUGGAGCGCAGUGAGCUGCAGACACCGCUAUGAUCGAGAACCAGUCCUAACCUUAACCUUUUCUCAUCCAUGCGGCCAAAAAAAUAUUUAGGACUGUCUGCAUGUAUUUUGAAAAAAUUAUGUGCUAAUAGUCAUUUUAAUUUAGGCUAACGCUAACUAGAAUGCAACAAACAAAUAUCAAAUUAUUGCUGCUCUUAUGUUUAUAACCUGUUACUUGUGUUUCAAUGACUCCACAGCAGAGUGUUUUAAAUGUUUGUCAAUGUAAUUUUCAGGGCCAUGUAGAAGCAGUCCGACAGGUUAAGUGACCGUUAGCGUGCCGCUACCAUUCCAUGAAGACGAAAAUGACAAAAGAACAUGUUAAGAACAGCCUUUUCAUCGGAGUGGGUCUUUAAGGACGGGUGACAGGAUGUCGUGGACGCACUUUGAAAGCUUCCUGUAAAUACUCCAGGUGUGUUUACUGUUUCUGAAAACGCACCUUCUCAUGAAAGUCAUGUGAUUCCUACGCUGCCUCUUGCUCGUAAUGUUAAGAAAGUUCAGCAUAGUUUGCAUUCUAGCAUGAUAAAAUAUUUUUUCAGUGAUUUGAUCACUUUGUGCAGUGAAGUGAAAAAGCAUGCGGCACCACGCCCCCGUGUCCUUCCGCGCCCCUGUGCCACACUUUCACCUGCAGACCAAAUCUGACUUUCUCAUCCGAGUUUUUUCUUUAUCUCCAUCUUGUGAUUUUAUUUUCCUCUGCCAAAGACUAUUUCAAAAGGGAAAGCGACACCGUGGUAGAAAUUGUAUAACGAUUAAAGUGGGUGGCUUACGGAGACGUGGCUUUUUCUGGAUCCCAUCGACCCAAUAUUUCAGUGUACUGCAAGUAGAGCCAGUCUGGAGGGUGACGAGACGCUGCUGUGACCAAACGGGCCGUCACUCUCACGGAAGUGAUAAAUGUUGUGUUCAUUGUGUGUAUUGCCAUAGGAGUGCUUUUAUUGGUGCUGUUCCAAGCAAACAUGAUGUAGAUAGGACACGUGUAUUUUAUCUGGAUGCCGACUGCCUGACUCGCCAUUCGGGCACCGAUCCUCUGUCUGAUCUGUUCUGUUUGUCUUUUUUCUGUUGUUUCAAGAAAAGAACAAAGGAAAAAAAAGAAAAGCUGUUAAGCAGAACUGCAAUUCCAAAAUACUCUGAGGCAUUUCUGAUGUAUUCUGACCUUUGAACAGUUUGGAAUAUUUCCUCCUUGUCUUUUGAACCACUUAGAAAGAAAGAAGAAGAAAAAACAAACAGUGCAGAACAAUAAAACUGAGAAACUCUUGAUGAACUAACCU
Oryzias melastigma (Indian medaka) is the source of this 5281-nucleotide messenger RNA. It is a transcript of the gene acap3b, whose product is annotated as ArfGAP with coiled-coil, ankyrin repeat and PH domains 3b. The record is from RefSeq and is a predicted model, not a curated record. Gene Ontology annotation, cellular component: cytoplasm. Lineage: Eukaryota; Metazoa; Chordata; Actinopteri; Beloniformes; Adrianichthyidae. Gene Ontology annotation, molecular function: protein binding; GTPase activator activity. The transcript has 24 exons. Bases 89 to 2620 code for a protein of 843 amino acids.